GUAACAGUAAGUGAGUCACACGUGCAUAAAAAAAAGUAAGUGAGUCACACGCGGAUGGUAAGUGCGCGUGUUGUGGUGAGAGCGCACGUUAGUUUCUUCCCCCACCAAUUCGGUGGUGUGCCCCCUUGUCCUAUCCUGUCCACAUCUCAAAAUCCACCGCCCACCACACCACCACCCAAUUAUGUUACCCAACGCCUCCAACCACCAAACCCAAAACCAAUUCAUUCUUCCUCUUCUUUUUUCUCAUCGUCACUCUUUCUCUUCCUCCUUCCAAUGUCUUCCCCUCCUUCAACCACCACCCCUCCUCCUCUCUCCGAUCCCCCCACCGCCGUCCCCCUCCCUCUCGCUCUCCCUGCUCCACUCCCUAUCCCACCCUCCACCCGCCGUCUCCCUCCUCCCUGCUGGUCCCCCGAAGAAACACUAGCUCUCAUCGACUCCUAUCGUGAAAAAUGGUACUCUCUUGGCCGCGGUAAUCUCAAAGCCACUCACUGGCAAGAAGUCGCUGACUCUGUUUCAAAUCGUUGCCCUAACGUUACUCCGGCCAAAACUCCUGUUCAAUGCCGUCACAAGAUGGAGAAGCUUCGGAAACGUUAUCGUACUGAGAUUCAACGUGCUCGCUCGCUUCCUCAUUCGAGAUUCAAUUCAGCGUGGGUUCACUUUAAGCUUAUGGAUUCCAUGGAGAAAGGUCCUUCUCCUGUUAAAUCUGAAAACAAUGAUUCUGAUAGUGCUGAUGAUGAUGAAGAUGAAGAUCAUGAGCAAGAUCUGUAUUUAGAUAUCAAAAACGGUCAUGGAUCUAAUACUAGAAGUAUCAAUAAGUUGUAUAAGAACGGUUUUGGUGGCGGAAUAGGUGGUGGUUUUAGUGGUGGUGGUGGUGGUGGUGUUGUUGGUGGAGGAUUUAGGAUUAGGUAUCCACCGGCACAACCUGAAUCCAAAUUUUCUUCUGAUCAGAAAUAUAACCCUAAUCCUAAUCUGAAUCAGAACUAUCAUACUCCACCGAUGGCAACGGGGACGAAGGGAUUGGGGAACAAGAGGGAAAGAGAUCCAUUGACUGAGGUUGUAUCUGCAAUUAAAUUGUUGGGUGAUGGGUUUGUGAGAAUGGAGCAAAAGAAGAUGGAAAUGGCUAGGGAAAUUGAAACUAUGAGGAUGGAGAUGGAAAUGAAGCGUACUGAGAUGAUUCUUGAAUCUCAACAGCGAAUUGUAGAGGCAUUCGCCAAGGCAGUUUCCGACGAUAGCAAUAACAACAACAACAAGAUGAAACCUAUUAAUAAGAGAAUUCCAUCACCACAACAACCAUAAUGUUCAACACUCCUCAAUGGAGUUGGAACUGUUUGCUCUAGUAAGUUACAAUAUUUAAGUUUAAGCUUUUAUUGAUUUUUGUUUUGUUGCCACUUUUUUGUAAUUUGAAGUUAAGAUACAGAAAUGUGCAACUUGAUCUGUUUUAGGUUGAACAUUGGUGAAUCAUGAAUGUAACUUUAGAUUUUCAGUUUCUGCUCAUGAUUUUCAUGCUGUCUUUCAUAUGUUUUUUACUGAAAUCUGAGAACAAAUUCAGAUGCCA
Molecule: messenger RNA, 1555 nt
Organism: Medicago truncatula (barrel medic)
Lineage: Eukaryota; Viridiplantae; Streptophyta; Magnoliopsida; Fabales; Fabaceae
Product: trihelix transcription factor ASIL1
Exons: 1
Coding region: 55-1296 (413 amino acids)
Source: RefSeq, a predicted model, not a curated record